This is a messenger RNA of Chelmon rostratus (copperband butterflyfish), 4423 nucleotides long. RefSeq names its product solute carrier family 37 member 1 (gene slc37a1). The transcript has 20 exons. The record is from RefSeq and is a predicted model, not a curated record. Bases 332 to 1906 code for a protein of 524 amino acids. Gene Ontology annotation, biological process: glucose-6-phosphate transport; phosphate ion transmembrane transport. Lineage: Eukaryota; Metazoa; Chordata; Actinopteri; Chaetodontiformes; Chaetodontidae. Gene Ontology annotation, molecular function: glucose 6-phosphate:phosphate antiporter activity. Gene Ontology annotation, cellular component: endoplasmic reticulum membrane.
GUGUGUGCGCGCGUGUGUGUGUGUGUGUGUGGUGUUGAGGUGACAGUCGCUAACGUUCACACUACAAGGAAGUGGAGGACACGCUCGGCUGAGGGCAGAAACGGACGCAGAACCGUCGACUCCUCCGGCCAGAGACUCCCGGUUUUCCAUCCAGCUCCAGUGCCCCCCGUGUCAGCCAUGUGUCCCCUCACUGCCCGGCUCCCAGCAGCUUCCUCUGAGAUGAAGAUGAGCCGAGGCAGCGCCGCCACGCCUGCAUGCACGCCAUAAACCUCAUCAACGUGAGCUCACAUCAGCUACCCGUCACUGCGAUCAUCAAUAUUUGCGUCGAAACAUGGCCACAGUUCCCCCUGGGAUCCGCCUGCUGGUGUCCUUCGACAGGGACCAGUGGUACAGAGCUCUCACCUUCAUCCUCACCUUCCUGCUCUACACCAGCUUCCACCUCUCCAGGAAACCCAUUAGCAUUGUCAAGAGCGAGCUCCAUAAGAACUGCUCCUCCGUCAGCGAGGUCGCCACCGCCGCCUCCAGCGGCGGCAGCCAGCUGCCCUCGCUGCCGUCUCCCCACGCAGACGUGGACUGUAGCUGGAAGCCCUUUGAUAAAAGGAACUACAAACAGCUGCUGGGAGCCAUGGACUACUCCUUUCUCUGUGCCUACGCUGUGGGAAUGUAUCUCAGCGGCAUCAUCGGGGAGCGCCUGCCCAUUCGGCUGUACCUGACAGUGGGCAUGCUGACCAGCGGCCUGUUCACCUGCCUGUUUGGACUGGGUUACGUCUACAACAUCCACAGCCUGGGCUUCUACAUAUUUGUCCAGGUGGCCAACGGCUUGGUCCAAACCACUGGCUGGCCCAGUGUGGUGACCUGCAUCAGCAACUGGUUUGGAAAGGGGAGGCGUGGACUCAUCAUGGGGCUGUGGAACUCCCACACCUCAGUGGGAAACAUCCUGGGCUCCCUGAUCGCCGGCUACUGGGUCUCCUCCAACUGGGGCCUGUCCUUCAUCGUACCGGGGCUCAUCAUCGCAGCCAUGGGCGUCGUCUGCUUCCUCUUCCUCAUUGAGCAUCCAAAUGACCUGAAAAGCAUGUAUGCUCAAAGUGCUACAACCAAGAGCUGGAACGGUGUAAACGGACACACUGAGGUGUGUCUGCAAUACAAGGACAACAGCACCCAGAGCUACGACACGGAGCUGUUGCUGCCCAGAGACAGCGUGUACGUCCCCGUGCAGCCGGUCGUCGUGGUCAAGAGGGAAUCGGAGCCGUCCCCCAUCAGCUUCAUGGGAGCCUUACGCAUACCGGGGGUGAUCGAGUUCUCUCUGUGUCUGCUGUUUGCAAAGCUGGUCAGCUACACCUUCCUCUUCUGGCUGCCGCUCUACAUCACCAAGGCAGCUCACCUAGAUGCCAAGAAAGCCGGAGAUCUCUCCACCCUGUUUGAUGUGGGAGGAAUUGUGGGGGGGAUCUUGGCAGGUGUGAUCUCUGAUAAACUGGGGAAGAGAGCGACCACCUGUGCAGUCAUGUUGCUGCUGGCUGCUCCCACACUGUAUGGCUUCUCCAUGAUCAGUGAGUUUGGCUUGGGCCCGACCAUUGGCAUGCUGUUAGUGUGUGGAGGUCUCGUUAAUGGGCCGUACUCCCUCAUCACGACUGCAGUCUCUGCUGAUUUGGGGACCCACAAGAGUCUGAAAGGCAACGCCAGAGCGUUGUCUACGGUCACUGCCAUCAUCGACGGCACAGGAUCUGUAGGUGCAGCACUGGGCCCCCUGCUGGCUGGGCUGUUGUCUGCAGGUGGCUGGGAUCAGGUCUUCUACAUGCUGAUGACCGCUGACUUCUUCGCUUUGUUGCUUUUGCUACGACUUGUGACAAAGGAGCUGGCCUCAAAUAAAUCUCGUCCCAUCUCAGCUGUGGAGCUGAAGGAGCACUGAGCACUUUGAUUGCACCUCCUCCACACAGGAGCACCGAGUGCAUCGCAGCCACUGGUCUAAGCCUGAAACCUGAGACCUGAACUGUCCUGGACACGAGACAUUAACCACACACAUGCACUUAAACAAGACUGAAGCUGCGUCUCAGAGGAGGAUCUGAAGCUCUGAACUGAUCUCAGUCUGGAGGAUUUAUCUUUCUCUACGCACACACACACACACACACUUCCUGGUCUCUCUCUGACCUCCUCCUCCACUGACCUGUUUCCUCUGGCAGCCAAGUCCAGCUUGAACACACCACCUGCUCAGUCUGCUCAAAGCAAGCCUUACUUUGACAUGUCUGUCAGGACUUCACGUUAACUUAUUUCUUUUGGAUAGCAUCUUUGAAACGGCAACUUCCGUGACUGUGUUCUCGUGGAUCCCACUGCCGUCGUGGACAGACCGGGUCCACCAGAGCCUGACCUGACCGGAACACCUCCAACCUCACAUAACGAUGACACGACGGGACCAUUUUAAAGUUUAUACCUAAACUCUGCCUUCCAGUGGGACCAUGGUGGAACAAACCCAAAGUAAUCAAAUAUAUGAAACCAGCCAAUCAGAGCCCUCCGUCAUUAAGAAUGUGGUUGUCAGAAAGGUGUGCACGUUGUUGUAAGUCAACUUUUAGCUCUUAAAUCAACAUUUCUUUGGUUGUUGUCGAGAAUGAACUUCUCCCUGCAACCACAGUGACAUAAGCUAGACAGAACACUGACUGAUGAUUGGUCAGGACAGAACAGCCCCUCCCCUCUCCAAACAGGAAGUCGCUCUCAUGAACGCAACGUCCGACUGAAUAAUAAAGAGAAACAGAAUGUCUCCGUCAGGCUCGCUGGCAUCCGUCAGGUCGAGAAGCAACUGUUUAAAUUUAGUGUCAAAGUUUGCCUGUUAGCUAGUAGCAGCCGAGCUAGGCUAAAUCCCUGCAGUUAGUGGCUGAAUCCCUGUGGACUCACUUUAAGAUGCGUCUGUUGCUGAUGUUAUUCAGUGGCUGUCUGUGAGGUCUGUGUCACAUGUUGUGUGUCAGAAUUAUUUGCACCGGAAACAGUAAAAACAAACAAAUCGAAUCUCCCGUGGCCCCGUUCACACAUGAAGCUGAGGAUGGCCCUCAAAAUUUAACUGUGGAGUGAAAGAGAACUGCGCUGAAGUUCAACUGCUUAGUUUUUCUUGGACACACACAACGUGUUUAACACCCAAUUUAUGGUUCGCUUGAAAACAACACAGGCACCUUUUAAAGGGUCAGUUCACACAAACUCUGAGAAACGCCACUCAUCUGUGGUUGAAUCUGUGAAUCCAGACCAUUGUGGUUCCAACUGAGACAUUCUACAGCAUCCUCUGUCCCUGUUGUAUUGGAUCAUCCACAGAAGACCCUGUCAACAGUUGUCAUAGCAACCGUCCCUUCAAACACCCUUUGUGCAAGUUCAAGUUUUUGUUGACAUUUUGAAAUGUCACAUUUUAAUACUUAAAAAAAUCCUAAUUUCUGUUGAAUUGGGUUGAAGGCAGAAUUCUCCUCCUGGAUAAUUGAACCAAAACUGUCCCAAGUUAGACAGAAAUUACCGGAGAAAACCUAUGAACUGACCCUUUAAUCUCAGUGGAAACUCUGUUAGCUUCUCAUGAUCUCUGUGCAUCGAGUGUUUCCAUGUGACCACGAUCGUUUCUCUUCCCACUAUUUAUAUGAAAGAAAUAACAUUCAGACCAACAUUCUCUGAUACUGGUUGUGUGAAGGGAGCUCAGACCAUUACGACCGUCCUCUGUAGUUCUGGCUGAUGCUGGUUGUGUGAAGGGAGCUCAGACCACUACGACGUCCUCUGUCGUGUGGACGUUGCUCUCUCACUGUCACCUUUGCCUUACUGAACCAAAGAGACUUUGGGCAUCUUGCUGUAAUUUAAAUAAGAGACUGCUUUAUUUUGAAAGUCGUGUAUGUUAUUCCUGUCCAUUUUGUGCUGGUUUCAGAUUCUGUUAUGAAAUGAAGGCACCAAAGUUGUAUUUUUAUAUGACCCCUGCAGAUAUUAAUGUAAAGUUUCUGUGUGUGAUCUGCGUCUGAAUGUAAACUCCUCGCUGACUGCUCAAAGCUCAUGGAAACACUUCGCAGUGCCGUGUUGAUGAGUUGUUGUUUCAAGUAAUGACUGAAUCUGAAACUCUUAUAUCUGAUCUUGAAAUUAAAUUUAGUUGAAAAUCAUAAACUAAGGCAGAGAAAAGCUGAUUUGUGUCAUAUUUAUGAUUAUAUCCUGUUAAUUUAUUGGCUGUAAAUUGUAUUGGUGAAUCUACAGAAUGCAGACAGCGGUAAAGUUAUAUAAAUGUGUAUGUUGAACUCUGGGAUGAUUUCCUGUCAUGGUGGUAGCAUUGAGACAACAGUCUGCUUUCCUUAGAACAAGAGCACAUGUGUAUAUUUAUUAUGUGUCAGUCGGCCUGUACUUGAAACAUCGUGUGCCUUGUUUGUUGUUUGUCUUUUUGCUGGGAAGUUGAUUUUGUACAAAUAAAAACAUAUCAAAUGUU